Oenanthe melanoleuca is the source of this 2521-nucleotide messenger RNA. It is a transcript of the gene CSNK1G1, whose product is annotated as casein kinase 1 gamma 1. Gene Ontology annotation, cellular component: cytoplasm; nucleus; plasma membrane. Lineage: Eukaryota; Metazoa; Chordata; Aves; Passeriformes; Muscicapidae. Bases 470 to 1840 code for a protein of 456 amino acids. The record is from RefSeq and is a predicted model, not a curated record. Gene Ontology annotation, biological process: endocytosis; peptidyl-serine phosphorylation; signal transduction. Gene Ontology annotation, molecular function: protein serine/threonine kinase activity; ATP binding. The transcript has 14 exons.
CCGGCGCUGAGCGCUGCCGGGUCGGGCCGUGGCCGUCGAGUGCCGUGAGGGAGGAGCUGCGGUGGGCGCGGGGAGAGCAGCGGCGGCUCCGGCCCGGCCCAGCGCGGCCCGGCCCGCCCGGGGAGCGCGGCGCCGGCGGGGCAGGUUCAGUACACCUAUGAGUGCCUGGCUGCUCUGCUGUUCCCAUGCCCCAGCACUCACUGCCCUAAGAAGUGAGUUACACAUCGUGGGGUAAGAAACCAAAAGCAACCUGCCCUUAUUGAAUUCUCAAGAACACAGUCAACCCUUUGGUACAUUACCAAGAUGCAUUAGGAAACUGGAUCCGGUGCCAAAAGAACUCCAUGAGUUUCCAUGACUCUCUUGAACUCCAACACCGAUACUUUUGGAUAUAAAUUUCUGUUCUAAGGAGAAGAGUGUGUAGAGCAGCUGCUUGCUGCCAGCUUGCUGGCAGGGGUGUUUCACUAAGAUCAUGGACCAUCCCACUAGGGAUAAGGAUGACAGGCAGCGGACAGCAAAGGGAAUGCCGGGCAGGAGCGGGCACAGCUCCCGGCCGAGCUCGUCAGCGUCUUCUGGCGUUCUUAUGGUGGGACCCAACUUCAGAGUGGGCAAGAAGAUUGGCUGUGGGAACUUUGGAGAGCUCAGACUAGGUAAAAAUCUCUACACCAAUGAAUAUGUAGCGAUCAAACUGGAACCAAUUAAAUCCCGAGCACCACAGCUUCAUUUAGAAUACAGAUUUUAUAAACAACUUGGAAGUGCAGCUGAAGGGCUCCCCCAGGUGUAUUACUUUGGACCAUGUGGAAAGUACAAUGCCAUGGUACUGGAGCUGCUUGGGCCGAGCUUGGAGGAUCUGUUUGACCUGUGUGACAGGACGUUCACUCUCAAGACGGUGUUGAUGAUCGCCAUUCAGCUGAUCUCUCGGAUGGAGUACGUGCAUUCCAAGAACCUCAUCUACCGGGAUGUCAAGCCAGAGAAUUUCCUCAUCGGCCGGCAGGGCAACAAGAAGGAGCACGUCAUUCACAUCAUAGACUUUGGACUGGCCAAGGAGUACAUUGACCCAGAAACCAAAAAACACAUUCCCUACAGGGAGCACAAGAGUCUCACUGGAACAGCGAGAUACAUGUCCAUCAACACACACCUUGGCAAAGAGCAAAGUCGUCGAGACGACUUGGAAGCCCUUGGCCAUAUGUUCAUGUAUUUCCUCCGAGGCAGCCUGCCCUGGCAAGGACUGAAGGCUGACACCUUAAAAGAGAGAUAUCAGAAGAUUGGGGACACAAAGAGAAACACUCCAGUUGAAGUUCUCUGUGAGAACUUUCCAGAGGAGAUGGCCACGUACCUCCGCUAUGUCCGGCGACUGGACUUCUUUGAGAGACCAGACUACGACUACCUGCGCACCAUCUUCACAGAGCUGUUUGAAAAGAAAGGCUACACCUUUGACUACGCCUACGACUGGGUUGGCAGGCCAAUUCCUACUCCCGUGGGAUCUGUCCAUGUAGACUCUGGGACCUCUGCAGUGACAAGGGACAGCCACAUCCACCGGGAUCGACCAUCACAACAGGCCCUUCGCAAUCAGGCGUCAUCGGACCGCAGAGGAGAGUGGGAGAUCCAGCCGAGCCGGCAGACAAAUACCUCGUACUUGACAUCUCAUCUGGCUGCAGACAGACAUGGAGGAUCAGUGCAGGUGGUGAGCUCAACCAACGGGGAGCUGAAUGUGGAUGACCCAACAGGAGCCCACUCCAACGCCCCCAUCACAGCACAGGCCGAGGUGGAGGUGGUGGAGGAAGCUAAGUGCUGCUGCUUUUUUAAGAGGAAACGGAAGAAGACGGCUCAGCGUCACAAGUGACCGGUGCCUCCUGGGCCUUGCAGGAACCACCACACCUGCAGCUCCUGCCCUGUCUCACUGGAAGGGGCUUCUCUUUAGGAGGGAGGAGGAGGAGGCAUAGGAGGAAGAUAGAAAAACAAAAACAAACAAAAAAAAUCCAAGUGACAUUUUAAACCAAAAAGAGAAGAAAACGUUCCAAAACAAACCACUCUGGGGUAGAUCUGCUGAAUGGUCUCCCUCAUUCACUCCAAGCCUGAAGCUCCUUUUGGGACCAGGACUGUGGCUGGCUCAGGUCUUGGUCGCCCUGGGAGGGGGGCUGGCUGGCUGACCCACCUUCCUGUUGUUUACGGCGAAGGCAUUGCGUUGAUGCAAACCUGAGGACUGUGCUUAGUUCCUGCUCACUUUCCUCCCCUCCCUCCCCUGCACUCUGCUCCUCUGUCCUCCUCCCUCCUUAAUUAAGUGAAGAAAUUCCAUAGGCUCAAUUGGCUGUGGAGAGGGCAGGAGGAUGCGGGUGGGAGAAGGGCCUGACUGCUGCAGCAGGAAGAGACAGGUUCUCUCUGUGGCUCCUUGGGAACAGUUACACUGUAAUGUGCAAGCUGUGAGAAAUUUGCAAUCUACUGUUCCAGUUAGGGGGUUUUUUCUGGCUCCCUCGACACCUCCCUCCUCUGACAGUAACAGAGCAGUGUGGAUUGUUUUAAAGAA